UUUUUUAUGGUUAAUGAAUAUAUUUUCUUACAGAAAUUAUUUAAAAUUCUCUUUCAAUAAUUUAAUGAAGACAAGUGAAUUAAUUAAUAAUUUAACUCAAAAUGUUCAAAAUAACUCGAAUAAACAGGAUGAAAGUCGAAGACAAAGUUAUCAAGUAAUAGCAACUCAAGGCCCUGCUAGAUAUGGAAAGCUUGAAUUGCCACAUGGAAUUGUGGAAACGCCUUUGUGUAAUACCUAUCAUUUGGGUCAUCGACCAGGACAUAAAUUAAUUGAAGAAGCUGGUGGCCUUCACAAAUUCAUGCAUUGGCCUAGACCUAUUUUAACAGAUUCUGGUGGUUUUCAAAUGGUCUCCCUUAGUAAGUUGAUGGAAAUUACCGAGGAGGGAGUCAAUUUUGAGUCGCCACACACAAAAGAAAUGACAAUGCUUACACCUGAAUAUUGUGUGGAAAUUCAAGCAUUUGGUUCUGAUAUAAUGAUGCAAUUAGAUCAUGUCAUUCCAUCUUUGACGGAAGGUCCAAUAGUUGAGGAAGCAAUGAGACGAUCAGUUAGAUGGCUAGAUAGGUGUACUAAUGCACAAAAACGACAAUCUGAAUGUGCAUUAUUCCCAAUUGUACAAGGAGGGCUUGAUAUAAGAUUGAGAGAGGAAUGUGUUAAAGAAAUGGUACCUAGAGCAAAAUUAGGGAUUGCUAUUGGAGGGCUAAGUGGUGGUGAGGCAAAGGAUACGUUUUGGAAGGUUGUUGCAAGAUGUUGUGAACUUAUUCCCGUUAGUUUUUUGUUAGACUUUCAAAGGAAUUUUUUGUUUCAGCCACAUUUACCUCGUUAUGUAAUGGGGGUUGGAUGGUCAGUUGAUUUAGUUGUUGCAUCGGCAUUGGGUGCAGAUAUGUUUGACUGUGUUUAUCCUACCAGAACGGCAAGAUUUGGGACAGCUAUAACUAGGAGGGAAGGAGAUCUUCAUUUGAACCAGGCACGUUUUAAGAAUGAUCUACGGCCUAUUGACGAAGAAUGUAAAUGUCAGACCUGCAAAAAAGGUUAUUCUCGUGCUUUUCUUAAUGCAACUAUUGGACAUGAAACAGUAGCCUGUCAUUUGAUAUCCAUUCACAAUCUCUUUCAUCACAUGGAUUUAAUGCGACGUUUAAGAAAAGCAAUAAAUGAGAAUAGGUUAAAUGAAUUUUUGUCUGAAUUUUUACAAGAACAAUACAAAGAAAUGGGGAAUGUGCCCAAAUGGGUGAGAGAUGCAUUGAAUCAUGCUGGGCAUAAUUGGCAGUUUUAG
Molecule: messenger RNA, 1270 nt
Organism: Meloidogyne enterolobii
Lineage: Eukaryota; Metazoa; Nematoda; Chromadorea; Rhabditida; Meloidogynidae
Source: the annotation of a GenBank genome assembly